AUGACGAGUACGAACACGGAGGGCCAAGACGCGAGUUAUUUCAUGCCAAAGACCGGCAGAAGCAGCGUCCCGCCCAACAUCAAAAACGUCAAGGUGGCUGGAACUCCGGGACCUCAGAUUUUGACCUUUGCGCUCCAGCAUCGGCCGCGAGCGACACGGGCCAGUGUCCCCAAAGUACGGACUGGCUGUCUUACUUGCAAGUGA
Molecule: messenger RNA, 204 nt
Organism: Phaeoacremonium minimum UCRPA7
Lineage: Eukaryota; Fungi; Ascomycota; Sordariomycetes; Togniniales; Togniniaceae
Product: putative c6 zinc finger domain protein
Exons: 3
Coding region: 1-204 (67 amino acids)
Source: RefSeq, a predicted model, not a curated record